UGAGGAAGUGGUGUCUCACUCUUCCUGAGGCUAGAGCAAGCGUUUCCGGGCUGCACUGUGCAGAGGACACUGGGAGAAGAGAGGAACGCUUCUGAUGCCAGAUCAGAGAUUAUGAUGAAGGCAUCCUUCACUCCUGAAAUAGGACAGAACAGUAGACUUUGGAUACCAAAAGCAAUGCCCAUGGCAGAAAAGUAGACCAAAAGCCCAAACCACAGACUGAAUAACAUGCCAAGCUUCUUAUCAUCACCUUCUACCAACACGGGACCAGAACUGAUUCAUGUGGAUGCUGGACCUCCAGUUGUAACCCUUUCAGAACCUGAUCAUUCUUCUUUUAGUUACUAUUCAAUACUCAUUACCAAUAUCUUCAUUUUUAUCGUCUCCAGUUUUGGCGCUGUAGGGAACGGAAUGAUUAUCUGGGUCCUGGGAUUCAGCAGCAAAAUUUAUCCUUUCACUGUCUAUAUCCUGAACUUGGCAACAGCUGACCUUGGGGCUCUCCUAGCCAGGAUGGUUUGGUUUUUCCCCUUAGUUUUGACCCAAGAGCCUGUUCUCCUGGCAAGUGUCUAUUUCCAGUUUUUCCAGUUUAUGUGCAUGGCUAGCCAACUUCUACUGGCAGCCAUUAGCUUGGAUCGAUGUUUGGCUCUCCUCUUCAUGGCAUGUCAUCGUCCUUAUCAGCCAGGACAUUUGUCCAUAAUUAUAUGCGUUCUCCUGUGGAUCAUUUCCUUCCUGUUCUCGGCAGUUCAUUUUAUACGUUUCAGUUCUGGGAGUAGUGAAAAUUCAAGUACAGCAUUAUACCCCUUAAAGGUGACAGCGUUGACUUGCCUCCCACUCUGGACAAUUGCCACCAUGGUUCUUGUUGUUAAAGGCUGCUGUGCAAUGCAACAGUUUUCACAACACACUCUCUUAAACACCAUCCUGUUCACUCUUACCUUCUCCCUCCUCUUUGCUCUUCCCUUGGAUGUCAUUUGCAUCAUUGCAUCAUUCAAGGACAUCCCAGCCUACAUAUUAGAACUGGGCAGUCUAGGAGCCUGUCUGAGUAGCAGUGUUAAUCCAGUGAUAUAUUUCUUCAUUGGGAGAAAAAAGAGAAGUCAGCCCAGAGAAAAUAUCAAAAUCACACUUCAGAGGAUUUUCCAGGAAGGAGAAGACAAUAGGGAAGACAUGGAGUUAGAACUUCACUUUCGAAGUCAGCUAUAAUGCUUCCACAAUUUUAUGAAUGAGAUUAAUCUGAUGGACCAUAGCUGGCUGUGUAAUAUCCUUUCAGAAAUAUGAAUGGGACAGUAAACAGGAUCUAAAGUAUGACUGCACUUCAGAUUUGGAUAGGAACAUCAAAAAGGCAAUCUUAUGUUCAGUGCCUUUUUGAAAAAAAUACAAGAUU
Molecule: messenger RNA, 1372 nt
Organism: Candoia aspera
Lineage: Eukaryota; Metazoa; Chordata; Lepidosauria; Squamata; Candoiidae
Product: mas-related G-protein coupled receptor member X4-like
Exons: 2
Coding region: 226-1191 (321 amino acids)
Biological process (GO): G protein-coupled receptor signaling pathway
Cellular component (GO): membrane
Molecular function (GO): G protein-coupled receptor activity
Source: RefSeq, a predicted model, not a curated record